AUCAAAACCCUUUGAUUUCUCUCCACCAAUAAAUUCUUCAAUAAUUUCCUUUGUAAGAAAAUAACAUUUGAGCUACUCAAUAUAAAGAGCUUCCUAUCAAAGAACCGUUCAACCUUUCUUCUUCUUCUUCUUCUUCCUUCGAUCUUCUUCUGAUUUCGGGCCAUGGGUUCGGGUCUCGGGCCGGGCCUUCUCUGUUUCGCUCUGUUCGCAAUGGUGUCGGAGGGGUGCAAUAUGUUCAACGGAAGCUGGAUCGUGGAUGAGUCGUACCCGCUUUACGAUUCGGAAAACUGCCCGUUUAUAAGGAAGGAGUUUGAUUGUGUGAAGUAUGGGAGGCCUGAUAGGGAGUAUUUGAGGUAUAGAUGGCAGCCGGAUGGUGAGUGCGUGCUGCCGGCGUUUGAUGGGAUGGAGAUGAUGAGGUUGUGGAGGGGGAAGAAGGUUUUGUUCGUGGGGGAUUCAUUGAGCUUGAAUAUGUAUAAUUCGAUGCUUUGCUUGUUGUAUGCGGCUGCUCCGUAUGGGAGGUUGAACUAUGUUGAUAAUGGAGUCCUAUUUGAGGUACUCUCUCUCUCUCUCUUCUUUUCUCUCUCUUUUCUCUCUCUCUUCCUAUUUGAUGUACUCAAAGAAAGCUCACUAUAUUUUGGUUGUAGGUGGGAUUACAUUCAAGAUGGAGACCUAAUAGUGAAGGACAUGGACCGCACAUUAGCGUUCUCUAAAGCUCUAACUACUUGGGCUAAUUGGGUUAGAGCCACCAUUGACCCCUAUGAUAAGAAGGUUUUCUAUCAAGGAGUCUCUCCUUCCCAUUACCAUGGUAGUGAUUGGGGUAAAUCCUUCUCGAAGAGUUGCUCGGGAGAAUCAGAGCCGUUGGAUGGAUCAAAAUACAGAUAUCAGCAAUCGCCACAAGAAGCCAUAGUGAAAGAAAUAAUCCCGAGAGAAAUAGUCACAUUGCUCGACAUCACAUUUCUCUCAGAGCUGAGAAAGGAUGCUCAUCCUUCCAAAUACAGUGGAAUCAGAACCAGAAAUGACUGUAGCCAUUGGUGCCUUGCUGGCUUGCCUGAUACUUGGAAUCUGCUUUUGUAUGCGUUUCUUAUACAGUAAUUUUAUUCUGAUUUUUGCUUUCAGAAGAAAAAAAUAAAAGAGAGAGAGAGAGAAUAAAUAUAGAUUUUUUAUGGAGAGAAAUUUAAAUUUUCUAUUUUUUUUUUAUUUGGAAAAAAUGUGU
Dendrobium catenatum is the source of this 1213-nucleotide messenger RNA. Its product is annotated as protein trichome birefringence-like 38. The record is from RefSeq and is a predicted model, not a curated record. Lineage: Eukaryota; Viridiplantae; Streptophyta; Magnoliopsida; Asparagales; Orchidaceae. Gene Ontology annotation, cellular component: Golgi apparatus. The transcript has 3 exons. Gene Ontology annotation, molecular function: O-acetyltransferase activity. Bases 163 to 1092 code for a protein of 309 amino acids.